Molecule: messenger RNA, 2683 nt
Organism: Menidia menidia (Atlantic silverside)
Lineage: Eukaryota; Metazoa; Chordata; Actinopteri; Atheriniformes; Atherinopsidae
Source: the annotation of a GenBank genome assembly
CAGGGGCAAAGAAGCAGAGCGAUCCAACGAGGCAAGGCAAAGGCAAAGGCAAGCCAAACAGAAAAGAAAGCGUUGAGUCGCAAACAGACAAGUCAUCAUGAAGACUCUGGCUCUACUCUCCGUCUGCGCUCUUCUCUCAGUCUGCUGGUCCAUGGGAGCAGUAGAACCCGAGGUCGUGGUGGACCCUGCCGCUGACCCCGCUGCUGAAGCUGCACCUGCUGACCCCACAGCCGGCCCUCUGGACGCGUCCUCCUCCUCUUCUUCUUCUUCCGAGUCCGAUUCCGCCUCUUCCUCAGAGUCGGACUCGUCCUCAGACUCCUCGGCGUCCGACUCCAACUCCAGCUCGGACUCAUCGGCCUCCGACUCCAGCUCCGAGUCCUCCGAGUCCUCUUCCUCCGAGUCUUCCUCCUCCUCCUCCUCCUCUGAGUCCGACUCCGCUGACUCGUCGGCGUCCGACUCCUCCGCCUCAGACUCCUCGUCUUCAUCGUCCUCAUCUUCGUCGGAGUCAGCCAGUGUUGAAGCUGCUCAGGUGAUCAUGAAGAGAGACCUGGCCGCUGCUCUCCUGAGGAGUCGGAGAGCUGCUCCAGGAGGAGACCUCAGCCCCCUGCAAAUGGAAAGCCUGAGAGAGGUGUGUGAGCUGAACGUGGCCUGCGACGAAAUGGCCGACACUCAGGGGAUCGUGGCCGCGUACACCGCCUACUACGGACCUGUCCCUUUUUAAGUUGAAGACUCCUCUUACAUGUGCACGCAGACAGGGUUUUUUUUGUCUGUCUAUUGGUAAUUGUAACAAUGCAACAACUCCCCCAAAGCUAGAGAAGGAGCAGGAAAGCCAAAAUAAAUAGAUGGCGCAUGCCAAUCUACUGGUGCUAAGUGGAGAAGUUUUUAGUCGCUGCAAAUGAUUGUACAAGUGACCAACUGAGGUGGUCCUGUAUGUAAAGGCCUCAUCCGGCCUGUGAGCAACUUAGAAAAGCCCCUUACAAUUGUAAAUUAUUCCCUUUCCCCCCUUUAUACAGUGGAUGGUACAUUGCAAAUGUCCUUUGCGUUUACGUUGUUUUGUUUUGUUUUUAUAUCGUGGCUUGGGUUUACUUUAGUGGCAGUUCUAGAGAGUAGUGGAUCUAUUAAUGAGCUGAUGGUGGUCCUGUACAGUAUUUGUAAAACACACAUCAGCUCUCUGUAAUGUCUGUAACCACAUAUUGCCUCUGGUUUUUGAAAAUAAUGAAUUAUUUUUGUUUUUUGACAAAAUGUCGAGUCAUCCUUUCAUGCAAAAAACAGUGUUUUCGUUUGCAGAUCUGAACACCUUUGAAGGUGUGAAAACAGGGAACCUUUUAAGUGCAUUCUGAAAAUGAUUCUCAUAAAGCCCUCUGGGUUGCACUGGCAUCUCUAACAUAUGCUUACUAGACUGUUCUGAGGACUUUGUCUGCUGUUUUGUCCUUGAGUUUUAACUAAUUACCUUUUUUAUUUUUUAUUCUCCUAUUGCCUGCAGCUGUUUUCAAAUGAGGCAGAGGACAUUAAUGAGGGCCCCAAAUAACCCUGCAGCGAAAAGCGGAUUCUGAUUUUUUACGAGCUAUCUGAGACUUCUGACACACUCAAGCAAGCCCACAUAUGCAUGUGCAGUUACCAAAACCACAUUGGAAAUGGUAGUUCUGAUGUGUUCCAGCUGGGACUUUCACACAUAGACAUGUCCAAUAACAAAGGGGGUCACAGGCUGUCCUCACAUGGCACGUACUGUUCCUAGAAUCACCAUUAGAUGGCAAUGUAGUGCAGCCAGAGAUAUUUCUAAAACAGGAUUUCAUUUAUCAUUUCACGAAAACAUAAAUGUGUACACAAUGUACACCCAGACAUAUAUAUUCACAAAUUUGGUGGAAUGUAAAUGGCUUUGCUUUAAAUACACAUCUACCUGUGAAAUCCAACACGCUCAUUGUUGUACAUACUGAAUUAUAUGUAGUUAGUAAAGGAAUGCGGUCAUCACAAAAGACGUAUGAUCAUUUCUGCGAGCGAUCUCAAACAUGUUAUAUAAAAAAGGAACAUGUCAGAUAACUUCUAAUAUGCCCAGUGAACUCUUUGCCAGAUAAUCCCAACAGUUUUAUUUGAAGUAUGAAAAGUGGAGAAGAUAAUGCAAAUGAAGUAUCAAGCAGGCUCUUUUCUCCAUUACUGCUGUGAUUACUACAGAGUGAGAUGGAGGGAAAGGGACCAAAUCGGGGCAUAACGUGAUUAAAUCGGGAGGACCGGGAGCUGAGGUCAUCAGUCUGAGCUGAGAUCUUACUUUCCCCAGCCACUGUACCUCACCCAGCUCAUCUAGCUGUACAGAAGGCACUGAUCUCUCUAAUGUAUCCUGGAUCUGCUCUUAAGCCAUUCAUCCUAUAAUUCUGUACUUUACAUUACAAGAAAGAAAAAAUUGUUUCGAAUUCGUCAUAAUACACAUCAAAUUCAGAACUUUGUAUUAAGUUAAAAUCAUUUUUCAUUUUUCUAUUCAUGCAAAGUCCUCUCUGUUUGGGCCUGUCAACCAUGCUUGGUUGAGAAGGACCUUUUGAAAAUGGAACUUUAUUGACUUAUGAAGUGAAAUUGUGAUAAUCAGGAGGCUUAAAGUUCAAAUCUGACAGAUGCAAUAAUUCACACCCAACAAUGAUGCUAAAACUGGGCUUGAGCAAUAUAGUUGGGAGGAAAUUUUGUUUGUCUAAGGGGU